CUUAUCCAAGUGUGAAGAAUCUUCAGUGAUUUAGAAUUGUUUUAACUUAAUCACGGUCUUGGUUCGUUUGAUCAAAACGUUUUCAGGUUUUAUGGAAUCAGAAGAUGAUGGAAACAAAAAGCUUUCAGAAGAUCAGUUAUUAUUAGACGGAGAAGAAACAGGAAGUGUAAUCAUUCACUCAGAAACACAUUCAAGAUCUUCAUCUUCUUCUUCAUCUUCUUCAUCGUCGUCUUCGUCUUCUUCAUAUUCAUCGCCACCAAAACAUCUACCAGAAGAUGAUGGCAAAGAAUCAUCACCGUCCAAUAAUCCAGAGGUUUCUCCAACAGAUUCACCUCCUGUUCAAGUAAUGGACAGGGACGAUAACAACGUAGACCAAGGACUAAACUAUGACCCGAACAGGAUCCCAUCUUCGGUUUUCGAGAGAAGCAAAUCGAAUAUACCAGCUGAAUGGAGCUGCACUUCCAACGAAUCUCUCUUCAGUAUUCAUCUAGGACGCAACAGCUUCACUGUUGAUUAUAUGAAAUCAGGUGAGCUCUACAAAUCAGGAGAGUUACUAGCUUACAGUCCUGGACUUCCUAUGCCUCCUAUACCAGGAUCAGAAUCAAAACCCCACGUCGAAGAAUACAUUGUUGUUGAUUCAGAUAAGGAGGAUGAGGAGGGAGUUUUACUUGGAGAAGAGACGACUCAUGAAGAGGAAGAAGAUGAGAGAGAUAGCCAUGAGAAAGAACAACAUCCUGCUGUUUCUUGGAAAACUCCUACAACUUCAUACCGUUCUAAUCGAAGCUCAAACAGCGCGCAUUCCUUCUCUUUCCCAAUCUUGGCGGGAGCUGCAAGUGAAUCAGCAAAUGCAGAAACAGAGGAACAUAAGAAAAAAGCAAAGCAAUCACAAGACACACAACAAACACCAGAUGUAGCAAACCAGAAGCAGUCAAUGUGUAGGUGGUUCUCAUGUUUUCCUCCAUGUCCUUGGUGUUGUUCUUCACGUUCUUCAUGUUCUUGUUCUUGA
Eutrema salsugineum is the source of this 1006-nucleotide messenger RNA. RefSeq lists its product as uncharacterized. NCBI's taxonomy places the organism in Eukaryota, Viridiplantae, Streptophyta, Magnoliopsida, Brassicales, Brassicaceae. The transcript has 3 exons. The record is from RefSeq and is a predicted model, not a curated record. The coding region runs from base 92 to 1006 and encodes 304 amino acids.